AUGAUACCAUUUUGUCAUCCGAAUGAAUCUUUAAGUCACCCAUGGACGAAUAAUGGAUUAAACAGAUGCUUCGUCUACACAUUUUCUUCUAGUUUACUAUGUAUUCUGUUUGUAAUCCCAGGAGUUAUCCAGGCUUACAUCUAUCGAAAACAUGGCCAACGUAUAACUAGCAAUCUAAGAUCAAAAUCCAUCUUUUUAUAUGUUCAGCUAUUUAUAUCACUUCUUAUUCCAAUUCUUUUCGUCACUCAAAUUAUGGUUUACGCUCUCAUGAAUAGCUUAGAUCAUGUCUAUGGGUAUAUGACGUAUUCUAUUGUUGUAAUGGCAGUUGUAUGGCCUCUAUCAGCAUUGAUUUUACACACAGAGUGCUCUCGUGUUCUUUUUAACUACAGAGGUAGAGGUCACGGUUUGCUGCUACUAUGUUUUUGGACAGUAUCAUUCAUACUUGUAUAUCUGCCUGUCGCUUCUAUUACCAGUAAUGAUUGGUGGUGGAACCUGUCAAAUGAUGCUAGUGUGGCGGAGUUCACCUUAUGGGUUCUUUACGCCACUUCUGUAUCAUUUGUCUUCAUCUUGGGAAUGUGGGCUCCUGGCCUUCCAAGCUACUACGCAGUUUAUGAGUUUCUUCAGUCGAAUGGUCAAGGUUCAGUGAUUGCUGAAAAUGUCUGGAUUCGACGUAUGCGUAGAUUCAAAAUGGUAUCACCAUUUAUCUGGCCAAGAAAACAUAAAACGAUACAAAUUAGAGUGUUUUCUUGUUUUCUGUUACUUAUUGUCGGACGAGCAGUCAAUUUAUACUCGCCUAUUUUAUAUAAAGAUAUAGUAAACAGCUUAUCUGUGGCUGACAAUUCCAGUAAACCUAUACCUUAUGAAGAGAAUCUUGUUAAGAGUCGAUCUCCGUACACGAUGUUUAAUGUUGCAUCUAUCAGAAAUGGGCUAGUCUAUCGUUGGGAUUAUGUUCUGUUAUUCGCUUUCAUACGAUUACUUCAAGGAUUAGGUGGCUUAGGCGCUGGUCUCAUAUCUUCUUUACGUUCUCAGUUAUGGAUUGCAGUUGAUCAAUUUUCAACAAGAGAACUAAGCGUUGUGCUUUUUUCACAUAUACAAAGGCUUUCUCUGAAAUGGCAUUUAUCUCGGAAAACCGGUGAAGUGUUGAGAGUUAUGGACCGCGGGACAGCUAGCAUUUCAAAUAUUCUCUCCUAUCUUAUAUUUAAUAUUUUACCUACAGUAUUGGAUGUGAUUAUCGGUGUCAUAUAUUUUGUGACAGCCUUCAAUGCUUGGUAUGGGCUGUUAGUUUUUAUAACUAUGCUUAUUUAUCUUGUUUGUACAGUUCUAGUCACUGAAUGGAGAGCAAAGUUUCGACGUGAAAUGAAUAAUUUAGAUAAUCAAAAAAGUGCUAAGGCUGUUGAUGCUGUAUUAAAUUUUGAGACUGUUAAAUAUUAUAAUGCUGAACAAUUUGAAGUAAAUCGAUAUAAUGAAGCAUUUGUAGAAUAUCAAAAAGCUGAUUGGUGGAAUUCAUUUACUUUGAAUGUUCUUAAUACUGUGCAAAAUAUCACUAUUAGUAUUGGAUUUAUGGCUGGUGUACUGUUGUGCGCUCGAGAUGUUGUCGAUGAAAAGUUGACAGUUGGACAUUUUGUCCUAUUUUGUACGUAUAUUAUUCAACUUUAUUCACCAUUAAGUAUAUUUGGUACAUAUUACAGGCUAUUGCAAACUAGUUUUAUUGAUAUGGAAAAUAUGUUUGAAUUAUUGGAGAAAGAGUCAGAAGUUGCUGAUGCACCAAAUGCACCGGCUUUAAUUAUCAAAGAAAGUGCAGUUGAAUUCAAGAAUGUCUGCUUCUCGUACAAUCCAGAACGUCCUAUUAUAAAGAAUGUGUCAUUUAAAAUACCAAGUGGUCAAACUGUUGCUCUUGUCGGUGAAUCAGGAAGCGGAAAAUCAACUAUUGUCCGACUGUUAUUUCGUUUUUAUGAUGUUACAGACGGUGAAAUAUUAAUUGAUGAUCAAAAUAUCAAGUCAGUUACACAAGCUUCAUUACGUCAAUCUCUUGGAGUUGUCCCACAGGACACAGUUUUAUUCAAUGAUACAAUUUAUUAUAAUAUUCACUAUGGACGUCAAUCAGCUAGUGAAUCAGAUAUUGAAGAGGUUGCAGUUGCUGCGGAUAUUCAUCGAUGUAUUUUAGAUUUCCCCAAAGGCUAUGAAACAGUUGUUGGUGAACGUGGUUUAAAACUAAGCGGUGGAGAAAAACAACGUGUUGCUAUCGCGAGAAAUUUGUUGAAAAAUCCACCAAUUAUGAUUUUAGAUGAAGCUACAUCAGCUCUGGAUACAGCAACAGAACGUAAUAUUCAAGCUAGCUUAAAUCGUAUUGCACAGAAUCGGACAACUUUAAUAGUUGCUCAUCGUUUAUCGACAAUAACUCAUGCCAAUGAAAUACUUGUUCUACAUGAAGGUGAAAUUGUCGAACGUGGAAAACACUCUGAACUAUUAUCAAAUCCCAGCAGUCGUUAUGCCCAGUUAUGGCGUCAACAAAGUGAAGCACAACAAUCAUCUUCACCAUCAGUGAACAACAACACUGAACAAGCAUCAAAUGAUACAGCUAAUACAACACAUCGUCAUCAUCCUAUUCGUGUCUAA
Molecule: messenger RNA, 2616 nt
Organism: Trichobilharzia regenti
Lineage: Eukaryota; Metazoa; Platyhelminthes; Trematoda; Strigeidida; Schistosomatidae
Source: the annotation of a GenBank genome assembly